Molecule: messenger RNA, 1305 nt
Organism: Trypanosoma brucei brucei TREU927
Lineage: Eukaryota; Euglenozoa; Kinetoplastea; Trypanosomatida; Trypanosomatidae
Exons: 1
Coding region: 1-1305 (434 amino acids)
Molecular function (GO): protein binding
Source: RefSeq, a predicted model, not a curated record
AUGGACAGCCAAGCACGGGCGGGAAAGAGUAUUCUCCACAAAGGAAUCCCGAGGUACCGGCAGGCCGCACAUGUGAGGCGCGGGGAUGAGGAAGCCUUAGGUCAUGUGGCUGGCUCUGGCGCCAAGGUACCAUUGCGCACUCACACGAUAACCUCAGGUCGGUUGCGGAUCAAGACGUACCAAGACACUCAAAGCAUGCGUGAGGCUUUUGAGCGACUGAAACAAAUCUGUGGUGCCUUCUCACUCGACGAAGAUGAAGAAAUCAGCUGCAUGAUCCCCCGAGUGUGCGAUAGUGGCAACCCAGCGCCGGCGCAGUUGAACCGCAUGCCGGGCCAUCUCAUUGUACACUGUUUUUCGUUUUGUGAUUUGUCGUCGCUUGGACAGCUAUCACGCGUGAGUCGCCGCCUGGCAGCGUUCGCCAACGCUCAUCAUAUAUGGGUGGAGCACGCGAAGCGGUUGAACAAACCAGUCAGAGGACCAGAAACAGCACGCGCCGAUCUCCGCUUUGAGGUGUGUGGCCGGUGGGAUGCGGAAAUACAAGAACACGAACAGGCAUAUGAGGAUUUGCAGAGGCGGCUCCAGGAAAGGGCAGCAGCAGAGCGAGCCGCUGUGCUCGAUGUCGAGGGUGUUCUGAACGAAAACAGACGCAAUGUAAGAGGUGGUGAUAUACUCCGCAGUAGAGGUAGCAACAAUAGCAACAUAUAUAGCGUGGCGGACGUGCAGGCGCUACAAGCAAAAGUAGAGCAACUUGAGGCGGUGAAGCUAGAACUUCUACGCAGCGUGCGGGACCUUGGAGAUAUUUUGGCCCAACAGCAGGCACAGAUACAAGACAUGCAAAAUAGGCUAGCGGUCCGCGUGACUGCGGAGGGAGAUGUAGUUACCACCACAAGUAGUUGCAACACGGUCGAUGGAACCGCAACUCAUGUCAGUCCCCCUGAGUUAACGUUGCACGAACUUACGAACUUCGAACGCCGCAUGUGCCGUUUGGUCCUUGGCACCAUCCCCGAUCUCUCCGUCGUUCUGCGUCGCGGUGUUGAUGACUUCGGUACUAUGGAGAUGCUCGUGCAGCACAGCGGCGGUGAGCUGGAGAGCGGAAUUCGUAAGCGCUGGCAAGCGUUUAAGAGUUUCUUCCCUCCGCUGUCCAACGACUACAGCAAAGCGCGGUUUUAUUUGUUGUCAGGCGAGUCGGCGCAAUCGGAACGCAGGAAUGAGUCUAUCACUCGUUGUAGCGCAAUCGUUCGCCGCCUGAUGAAAAUGUCAGACAGCGAAAUCACCGAUAUUGUGAUGCAAAGCGGCUCUUCGUAG